Pichia membranifaciens NRRL Y-2026 is the source of this 870-nucleotide messenger RNA. RefSeq lists its product as hypothetical. NCBI's taxonomy places the organism in Eukaryota, Fungi, Ascomycota, Pichiomycetes, Pichiales, Pichiaceae. Gene Ontology annotation, cellular component: nucleolus; Mpp10 complex; small-subunit processome. Gene Ontology annotation, biological process: rRNA processing. The record is from RefSeq and is a predicted model, not a curated record. The transcript has a single exon. The coding region runs from base 1 to 870 and encodes 289 amino acids. Gene Ontology annotation, molecular function: snoRNA binding; rRNA primary transcript binding.
AUGCUGAGAAAACAGGCACGUGAACGUCGUGAAUAUCUUUUCAGAAAAGCCCAACAAUUACGUGAACAAAAUACUAUUGCUAAGAGACAACAGCUUUCACAAGCAUUAGCUACAGGUAAAGCAUUGCCCAAGGAAGUAGCCGAUGACAAAGACCUCCAGAAAGACUUUCUUUAUGAUGAAUCCAUCCAAAAAUCAAACGAUGAAUUAGAUGAUGAGUAUUCUGCUCUUUCGGGUCUUAUUGAACCAAGAAUUGUUAUCACUACUUCUAGAAAUCCAUCAACCAGAUUAUCGCAAUUUACCAAGGAGGUCAAAUUACUUUUCCCUAACGCAGUGAGGCUCAAUCGUGGUAAUUACAUUAUGCCGACAUUAGUUGAAACGUGCAAGAAAUCGGGAAUAACAGACAUAAUCGUACUCCAUGAACAUAGAGGUGUUCCAACUACGAUGACUAUAUCACAUCUGCCGCAUGGUCCUACUGUCACAUUUACAUUACAUAACGUGGUGUUAAGACAUGAUUUACUAAAUGUUACCAACCAAAGUGAAGUCUAUCCACAUUUAAUAUUUGACAAUUUCGACUCCAACUUGGGUAAACGAUGUGUUACAAUACUAAAGCAUUUGUUCCCACCUGGCGUUAAGCCUGACAGUCCUCGUGUGAUAAGUUUUAUCAAUAAGGAGGACUUCAUAAGUGUUAGACAGCAUGUGUAUGUGAAAACUAGGGACGAUGUAGAAAUGAGUGAGAUAGGGCCUCGUUUUGAAAUGAGGAUGUUUGAGGUCAGGUUGGGAACAAUGGACGAUAAGGAUGCUGACGUAGAAUGGAUGUUAAGAAGAUUCGUUAGAACUGGUAACAGAAAGAACUACUUAAGUGCUGAAUGA